Hordeum vulgare subsp. vulgare (domesticated barley) is the source of this 704-nucleotide messenger RNA. RefSeq lists its product as uncharacterized. The transcript is spliced from 3 exons. The coding region runs from base 211 to 603 and encodes 130 amino acids. The record is from RefSeq and is a predicted model, not a curated record. Lineage: Eukaryota; Viridiplantae; Streptophyta; Magnoliopsida; Poales; Poaceae.
GCUGGUUCCCAGGCGGCGAAGAGAAAAAGGCGGCGGGCGACGCCGCCGCGGUCGCACGAUGGCGGGCGAGGCGAGGCCAUGUGCAGCGAGGAGAAGGGAUGGCUGCCCGGCCGUAGGGUCCCAUCCAGCGCGCGAGAGGCUCUGCGGCUAUCCCGGCCGUGAAGCUGAUCCGCCGAGGAAGCAAUCAGCCAUCAGUUCCUGCAAGCAUUCAUGCCUGUUGAAGUGGAGCCUGCGUCGGUGUUGGUGGCCAUCAAUCCCAUUGUGUUCUCAUUCUUAGCAGAAGAAAUUGUAUCUGUUUCUGGUUUUGUGGACUCGAGGUCAUUGACCCUCAUCAACGCAUAUGAAGUUAUGAACCGACCUAUCAACCUAUUGCUAACUCUACCUGAUCAUGUAUGCCCCUGUAUCACAGGAUUUAUUCAUGUCUAUCCACAUAUGCUCAUGCUGUUAAUUUCUGAGCAGUUCUACAUACAGUUCCAUAUGGGAACACAACACAUGGUUAUGUCUGUUCUUAAGUUACUUGGAGCUUUUACAUGCGAAAACCAUAUGAAAUUAACCUGUCAAAACUGUCCAGGAGUGCUUGGGAAGAAAAAUCUUCCAUCCUGAGCUACCGUAAUUUCAGUAUGUCUUGGCUUGCUUCUUCUGUAGGACUCCUCUAGACGAACUAUUGUCCGAAUCAAUUUAUAGACACAUUUCAGUUAUCAUUA